This is a messenger RNA of Naumovozyma dairenensis CBS 421, 1323 nucleotides long. RefSeq names its product Rei1p (gene REI1). Gene Ontology annotation, biological process: ribosomal large subunit biogenesis. NCBI's taxonomy places the organism in Eukaryota, Fungi, Ascomycota, Saccharomycetes, Saccharomycetales, Saccharomycetaceae. The record is from RefSeq and is a predicted model, not a curated record. The transcript has a single exon. Bases 1 to 1323 code for a protein of 440 amino acids. Gene Ontology annotation, cellular component: preribosome, large subunit precursor.
AUGUCCGGUAUAUAUACAUGUAAUUCCUGUGUCAUGGAAUUUGCUUCCAGUAUUGAACAAAGACAACAUAUGAAAUCAGAUUGGCAUCGUUAUAAUUUGAAAAGAAGAGUAGCUCAAUUACCACCAAUUACUGAAUCUACAUUCAAUACUAAAGUGAAUGCCGCCAAUACAGCCGCUACGGCAGAAACCACUAAAAAUAAUGAAGAUUCUAAGAAACAAUUGACUAAGAAGGAAAUUAGAAGAAGAGAAAAGGAAGCUCUACUACAGAGAAAGAAAGAAUUAUUGGAAUUAGCUAGAGAAAAUAUGUUGAAAAACAUGCAACAACAGCAACAACAAGAACAACCAAUUACUCCUCAACAACAAGAAGAAAUACCACUCGUAUCUGAAAAGCAAGAACAAGAACAAAAUCAAGAACAAAAUCAAGAACAAAAAUCCCAAGUUGAAGCUGAACAAAAACAAGACAAUGAAGAAGAUUUGACUGAAGAGCAAUUAGCUGAAAGGUUGAUGAACCAAAAAUUAGCAAACAAAGUAGACAUUCCAUUGGAACAAUGUCUUUUCUGUACCAAGAGAAUAUUCACUGAUUUUGAAACUAAUUUAGACCACAUGUUUAAAUCUCAUGGGUUUUACAUUCCAGAACAAAAGUAUUUAGAAGAUAAAGAAGGUUUAGUCAAAUAUCUCUCGGAAAAAAUUGGUCUUGGGAACGUGUGUAUUGUUUGCAAUUAUCAAGGUAAAUCUAUCGAAGCUGUAAGAGCUCAUAUGUUAGCUAAGAGACAUUGUAAAAUUCCAUAUGAAAAUGAAAAUGAAAAACUGGAAAUAUCUGAAUUUUAUAAUUUCACAAGUACUUAUGAUCAAUUUGAAAAACCUGCAAGGAAAAAGAAAACUGUUAUUCAAAUUAAUAGUGGAGACAACUUGGAAGGUGAAGGUGAAGAUGAAUGGGAAGAUGUUGAUAGUGCUGAAGACGAUGCAAACGGAAAUGGAGAAAUUGAAGAAGAACUUUAUGAAGAUGAUGAAGAUGAACCACCAAAGGAAUAUUUAUACCAUGAUAACGUCGAACUUCAUCUACCCACAGGUAUUAAAGUCGGGCAUCGUUCAUUACAACGUUAUUAUAAACAAGAUUUGAAACCUGAAAAGGAAUUGACUGAAGGUCAAGGUACUUUAAUGGCAGCAGAGACGAGAUCAUUCGUGAACACUUUAGAUGCCAAAGAGAUUCAAGUUAGACAAAGAACUUGGCAAACAGAAAUCAAAGAUAAAAAGACACAUGAUAAGAGGAGGGCUAAAUUCGUUAAUAACCAACCUUAUUAUAGAGAUCAAUUGUUGCAAUGA